Molecule: messenger RNA, 13216 nt
Organism: Porites evermanni
Lineage: Eukaryota; Metazoa; Cnidaria; Anthozoa; Scleractinia; Poritidae
Source: the annotation of a GenBank genome assembly
AUGGCGCCUAAGAAGGAGAAGAAGAAGCGCAUUCAGCUUUGUAAUGCCCGUCAGAUAAUCUCUAGCUUCUACGCCAAACUAUUUACGUUGCUAAGCUUCAUUCGCAAAGUGAAAAAGGAAAGCGGCGAACAACUCAUUCAAGAUGGCGACCCCGCGGAUUACAAGUUUCUUCUUAAAUCAACCCUCGUGGCCGUUCCUCGAGAUCUGUCGAAAGCCCCGCCAUUCAAGCCGAGCAACACGCACUGGUUUACGUUGAAGGAGAUAACCAACCGUGUGAUCGAGGAUGUUUGCCGUUCAAACAAGAGCAAUGUUCUCGCUCUCGGCUUUGAGCCCCUCAGAGGGAACGGAAGAAGUGGAACAGUGGCUGGGACUAUUGGAAUACAGAACAGCUAUCCAAAUACGAUCGUCAGCUAUAUAAGAACAUCCAAAGCGUGGCUGCUGCUUCAUGAGCGCGUAGGAGAUGAUUUGAUGAUUCAUCUGCUACAGAACGUAGCCAUGUUUGUAAAGUCCACUUCAAAGUGUUAUUUCCAGGUGGCAGGGUUUCCCAUAAGCCGUAUGUCUCCCUUCACAGAAAAGGGCGUCGAUGCACCAGAUAAACUCGGCAGCAUCAAGCGCAAGAAACAAAAACCUACCGAUGAAGGAGAGAAAGCAAGUCACUCGAUGAGGAAAUUGCGGAGAGGGGGAAAAAGGAUGAGAAGAUCUCGCCAAAAUUUCGCCAAAGAAAAAGAUCACGAAGCGUCGACUUCAGACAUUGUUGUUUCUGCGUUUUGUGAAAACACACUUAGACAAGAACAUAUUUGUGACGAAGCUGCAAAAAAUACGAGAACCUCUCCAGUGACUGCAGCCCAACUCGAACAGCCUAAAUCCCGCAAGAGAAGGGCAAGCGACAACUUAAGCGAUAAUCAAGAACCAACCUCGAAGAAAGCAAAAACGUCUUUAAGCGUUGAAGAUUCGCCCUUGUUAUUCCCAACAGAGCCCGAAGGAAAAUCUCGAAACCUUCCUGUCAGUGAUCACACCGUGAGAUCUUACUCUACUUCAGAUCGUGAUAACGUGACUGAGCAACGUGGGAAAAAUUCAAAUUUCCUUAGUCCAAUGAAAGAUUGUUGCGAAGAUUCUGAGAGGAAGAGAACAAAUCAGAACGCUGAAAUUUCGAUGAGUUCAACAGAGGAUGGAUUAACAACAGGAAGUGAUACUGAAGUUUCACCUUUGCUGUUUCCAGAAGAAACUAGUGAAAAAUCUACGGAAGAGCCAACCUGUAGCGCCAGUGUCAGAUUGUCUUCAAAUAAUGAUGUAGCCAUAGCUUUGUUUCAAGAUGACGCUGAGACUGUUGUCCCGUGCGUUGAUAGUGGCCGAGUUGGAGAUGACUUGUGCAGAAGCGACGAUAAAGAGAUGAAAGCCACGCCGGUGGAAAUGAAAGAAGUGCGAAAAAGAAAGAAGCCCUUCUCUGCUGCUGGGGCAAAGGAAGAGGAGAAAACAAAUUUAAGGAAAAGGAAGAAACCUUGGAAGUGUCUGUUAAAACUUUUACCACAGCCGGAGCAAGGAAAAUCCCCGAGAAAGAAAACAUCGGCAACCAAGUUUAAAGGUGAAGGCAAAUCAGGAAAAAUUAACAGAAAAGAAUCAAAGAAAUUGCGUAAAAACCAAUCGACAUCGAAGACGCAUCACGGGAUCGGUAUGAAUGACCUUUACUUGCCACGCACAAGGCUAUUUUAUGCUUCAAAUCUCUCACAGAAACUUUCCAAGAAACAUGUGAUGGAGGCAACGCCCGUCAGUAUGAACGGAGCUCGUAAGCUUGUUCAUCGCAUCUUUCUGGAGGGAAGCUAUGUUGGAAAUGGUAAAAGUGAUGUCCAAAAUGCCAAGAACGUGACAGGAACCUCGAGCAACCAAAAGCAAACACCAACCAAGAAUGAAAAAGUUACAAAGGGUGGUCAAAAUGCCAAGAACGCGUCAGGAGUUUUGAGCAACCAUAAACAAACACCAAGCAAGAAAAAGAAGCCAUUCCGUCUGCCAAAGAGACUGAAGAGAAUAGUCCCCCUCUUUUUGAUGUUCCUGGCCAGACAUCGAAAGUGUCCUUUCCAGGUUCUGUUAAAGCAUCAUUGCACAUUCAGUGAGAGGAGAGCACGAGUGAUAAAGAGUGGCAAGAAGAAAGGACGCCUCUUCAGCACUCCUAAGACAACGAUGUGGAGCAAACGUCGUUUGAAAAGACAUGGCUCGAAGGUUGUUAAACGCCCGCCUGGUAAGAAGAAAAUCAAAGUUGAUGUGUUGGUUUAUCGACAUGCUGUCAGCAACUACACAAGGCAUGAUCAGGUAAGACAGUCUUGGAUAUCUGGAUUCUAUGCCGUGGAUUCUUGAUACCAGGUACUGGAUUGGGGUUUCUUGUCAGAGGAACUUGGAUUCCGCAUUCCAAUAAUUAGUGAGAUUCCGGAUUCCUUGAGCUGUAUUCCGGAUUCCAAAGCCCAGGAUUCCGGAUCCAAAGAGCAAAAUGUUGACCGAUUCCGAAUUCCACACACAAAAAUUUCUCGGAUUCUGGAAUCCGGAUUUCCUUACAUGGACCGAAAUACUGGUUCUCAUAUACCGCAAGAAAGAAAUACGCCCCCUUUCCCAAUUAGGCUUAGCCUGUUCCAGGCUCCGAGAUAGUCGGGCCUGCUGAAUUGAGAAAGCGCGAAGACUAAAAUAAAACGGGAGAUCUGAGAGCCUGGAACAGGCUAAGUUAGGCUCUGCCGCUGCUUGAUUUUUCUGCAUCCCCAACAUUGCCCCAUGCGUGUUCUUGCUGCUAAUUAACCACCAACAAAAAGUUUGAUUUAUGCCGCAGGUUAUUCGUUUUCUGGAGUGUGUCUGUCACAAGGUCGUUCCAAAGGAGCUGUGGGGAUGUCCACACAAUAAGAGAACGUUUCUUCGUAAUUUAGCGAAGUUUCUUCGACUUCAUCGCGGUGAAAAAUUUUCUCUGGGCCAGAUGAUGGAGGGCAUCAAGGUUUCAAAGUGUGAGUGGCUCAAGAUGAAAGCAGCGGACAAACGCAAAUUUGUUCCACUGUCUGAUUCACGAAAGCAACAGCAGCUUCUCUCUCAGUUUAUCUGGUGGUUUGUCACGCAGUAUCUUAUGCCCUUAAUCAAAAGCUUUUUUUACAUCACAGAGAGCGGAACCAACCGCCAAAGAAUUUUCUAUUACAGAAAACCAGUGUGGAGGAAGAUCCAGCAGUUUGGUAUAAACAUGUUAUGCGGCGAAUUCUUUAAGCCGUUGAAGACGAAAGAAGCCGAAAGGCUACUCAGCAGCAAAUCCUCUUUGGGUUUUUCUCCGCUAAGAUUUAUACCCAAGAGCUCAACAGUACGUCCCAUUACCAACAUGAAACACUGCCCGUCAAUCAAGGAACCAACCAACGCCCAGAAACAGCAGUCUAUCAACAGAAAACUUCAGAAUCUGUUUGAAGUGCUGAAAUUCGAGAAGGAGCGGAAUGCGAAGAGCCUGGGAGCCACCUUGUUCGGCAAUGACGAUCUUUACCGAGUUCUGAAGCCGUUUGCCGAGCGUGUACGAGAGUGUUUGGACGGAAAACCGCUGUUCUUUGUUCACGUGGACGUGAAACAUUGCUACGAGUCCAUCCCACAUCAAAAAUUGUUUGAUAUCAUGAAGGGAAUGUUUGAGGAGGAGGAGUACUUAAUUCGACGUUUUGCGUUGUUACGAAUGUCUUCGGGCAAGGUUUUCAGGCAAGUUUUGCGUAAAAUGUUACGGUCCAGUUUGAUUUAUUGGAAAAAAAUUGAAAGGAACUUCUCUGAUGGAAUUUGCACCUUUUUUGAUUUUCCAGGGAAUUUUACAAACACGUUAGCAACGUAGAUGACUGUCGUUCGUUUCCAGAUUUCUUCCAGUCCUUGAUAACCGCGUGGAAACUGAAGCGAAACGUAGCAGUGGAUCAAGUAUGGUACCUAACGGAAGACCGCGACAAACUGAUUAACUUGCUAAAGGAGCAUGUCUUUAACAACAUCGUGAGAAUUGGAAACAACUAUUAUCAACAAAUAAAGGGUACGUAUUCGCUGAAGAUUUACUAUUUCUAUACGAUUUGUUUCUUUGUUUUGGUCGCCCAAGUCGUAAGGUUGAACGUUCCUUCGCACUUCGUUCUGUACGAACAGGAUGAUAUUUUUCCAAGCUGGCACCCCUUAUAAUGAUUCCUGUAAUCUUUUUCAUCGCAUUGUAGACUUUGCGCUUUUCACCUGCUUGUUACCAGUUCCAUGUUUCCCGUGCGUGGCACUGUGUUUAAUGUUUUCCCGCGCUUGGCAAUGGUUUCAAUAUUUCCCGCACUUUGCAAUGGCAGUGGCUGUAAUGUUUCCCGCGCUUGGUAACAGGUGUACGUUUUUCUCAUUAGGCAAUGAUUGAAUGUUUUUCCACGUUUGGCGUUGGGAGUAUCUCUUUCCACGUUUGGCAAUGGGUGUAAUUUUUUCCGCCCUUGGCAAUAGGUGUAUGAUUGUGUUUUUAUGCUUGGCCGUGUUUGGAAAUUGGUGCAAUUUUUCCCGUUAGUUAAUGUUUUCCCACCCUUGGCGAUGACUGUGUGUGUUUCUAGCGCUUGGCAGUCGAUUCAUGUAUUUUCCCGCUCUCGGCAAUGGGUGAAUAUUUCUCCGCACUUGGCCCUACGCGUAUGUCUCCCCAGCUAUCAUUUAAGUCUUUUAACGAUCGCCCACACAGCUGGAACCCUAGUGUUGAUGCCCGCUGUUAGCCCAUUCGCACUGCAGUGCUGUACGCCGAGUUUAUAACAAUUUCUAGAUUAUCCGACCUACAUCCACUGAGAUGAAUGUGAUGCCUUAUACCUUGUAACUGUUUGUUUCCAUGAACCAAUUCGUGCUUUUUCAAAAACAUUCUAAAUAAAACCUUCCCUGUUCGCAAUCCCAAAUUGUUGCUUAAGAUUGCGGCCAAAACUAAACAAAGUUUAAUCCUCACACAAUAACUAAACACACCCAGUAGAGAACGCUAUCCAUCUUAUUAAAAUCUAGGGCCUGGAUCUGAUUGAUCAACUAUCAAUUAGAAGUUUAAAAACUAAAACCCACAUCGAACGGCUAACUUACGUAGUAACUUAAAUACCCUGUAGUCACACUCUCACUUCCAAACUGAUUUUUUUGUUUUCUACUUUACUAAGAGAUAUGUCGCUUGGCAUGUUUACCGACAGUGCGCCAAUUUUUCCCGUGCCCCCCCCCCACCGGCACGCGGCGAACAACAGCCACGUCCUCUUCCUACCCCUCGCUCCAACACCGCGCUGACAUACCCCACAUUGCCGCCCACACCCUCUAGACCAACAGUUUCAUUCUGCCAGUUUCAUUCAUCUCUAAUCCUACAGUAACUCUUACGCGUCCCCCCCCCCCCCCUCCUCCACCUCCCCCCGCUCGCUGUCGCUCUCUCUUUCUCCCCCUCCCCCUCUCUCUCCAUUAGUGCUCCAUCUUACGGGUAUUUAAAGCUACAUGGAAAGGGAAGGAGUCGAAAGAUCGAUUUAUGGUCACACCUGAGAAUGGAACUCGGGACGUCCCGCACAGAAGGUCGCCCACUAACCAUCUGUCCUAAUCCUUAAACGCACGUUUUAUUCCUUCGUUUAGGGAUAGCGCAAGGGUCCAUCUUGUCCACAAUGCUUUGCGGUUAUUUCUACAGUGACAUGGAGAAGACUCACCUCUCAGAGAUUUCCCAGGAUCCCGACUCCCUCUUACUAAGAUGGGUGGACGACUUUCUAUUCAUCACUCCACACAAGAUCCUGGCCUCCAAGUUCUUAAAUGUCAUGCGUAACGGAAUACCUGAGUAUGGCUGCUUUAUAAAUCGUGAGAAAACGCUGACCAACUUUGACGCAGUCACCGACGAUGGAGAGCAAGUGAAGAACGUUUGCGCGAGCACAAGAUUUCCAUGGUGUGGUUAUCUUUUUGAUACAGUCACUCUCGAAGUUCGUUGCGAUUUGUCGCGAUAUACGGGUGAGUCACGCGGUUAAUGUACUUUUCUCGUGGCUACAGUUCUUUUGGCGUAUAGGUGGUUUUCCACAGUCGCGUAAUUUUGACAUGCGUAAGGACCAUAGUUACGAGAGGAGACUGGUUAUGAAAGCCGGCAAACAUCAAACCUGAAAACAGCGGUGCUGAAGUUUAUACUGGAAGUUUUCUGACCGUGCACAAUCCUUUGAUUUUUGUUCAAAAAUUGUGACUGAAUAAAUUAAUGCGAUGUUUCUAUUGGUCAGUAAGUUCAAAGUGAUAGGAAUGCUAUUAAACGCUGUACACGGUCAGGUCCAAAAAGGCUAACAAAAAACAUAUAACAAAGAAGUCUGUCGGGUUUCAUAACCAUUGUACUUUAUUUACUAUUUAAGGACGAAAACUUUAACUGGUUUUACGUGCGUAAAUAAAUUAGGGACGAUGUGUGAAACGCGGGAAAAAAUGAUUGACAUAUGCUGUGUCGGGAGGGGCGUGAAAUAUCACUCACUGUCCUACUGGCCAAUUAUCAUGACGUCACUGGUAUAAUUUUCGACCGGUGAAUUUCGCGACAAACAGGUAUAAAAAGUGCUUCAAAAUGGCAAAACCAAACAUUAAAAAAAAUUAAGGACAUUUAGAAAGUCUACUCGGGUAGGCGGGUGCCCCUUCUACCCUGGACAACUUUUCUUCAUAUAAACGGGACCUAAGACAACUAAGUAAACGCCCGUGCGGCUUCUAGUUCUUUGUUGGAGAUGCUCACUGUUUCUUUGGCAUCCAUAUAGGACUCCCUUUAAGGGACACUUUGUCAGUGGCCUUGGACGCGCAUCCUGGUCAAGCCCUACGCUGGAAGCUCCGCUACUCAGUGCGCCCGAAGUGCCAUCCAUUACUUUUGGACAACAAUCUGAACUCGCGCUGGACCGUCCUGUUGAAUGUGUACCAGUUGUUUCUUCUAACAGCAUAUAAGUUUCACACCUAUGCUAAAGAGCUGCCAAAGGGCGAGUGUUCUUUAUUUAGCUUAAUAGUAGUGAUGAUGAUGAUGAUGAUUAUAGUAAUAACAAUUCCUUUUUAUACCCUUAGCAGUAUUCGUAGCGCAAAGGCUAGUGGGGCCGAGCCCAGUCAUAUCCGAGUGGAUAAAAUGCCGAACCCCUCGAAUACGCGUCAAACGCUCCAUUAUCCGCCAAAGUACUUUCCGUCCAACCCUCGACUGACUGGUAAAUUCUAACAUAAGCUGCACGCUCUCCAUUAAAUUUUUCCUCGUGAAAGAGUUCCAACCUUCGAAAUGACCCAUGUUGGCCCGAUAUAUAGAUGAUAUUUGAUAGCUGCGCGGAGGUAAGAAUUCUCUCUUCCAGUGCUGACAAAUAUUUGACGCGUGAACGUAAGCUAUUAAAUAUUUUUCAACACGAUAAGAGAAACUUCGAAUAAAGUUCAUUAUAUGAACACCAAACAAAUAUCAAACCAUUUCAAUUUCAAAUGUUUUUGGCUCCGAAAGUGCGAUUUAUUAUGCUACCAUGGCAACGGUAAUAUUUUCACGCGUGAAGAUAUUACACAGAUUAAGAGUCACGUUAACCACGGCAAACGUGAAUUUGUACCACGUGACUAAGUUUCGCCUUUUGUUGUGCUUUACUUUUCAUUGCUUCUACCCCGUUAAAAUUAGUACCUUCACGUUAUUUUUGUCUAUAACAACUGUUUUGGACUGUUAGCUGCACGUUUUCUAUUUUGAGAAAUUGCCAACUUGAAUCUGAUGUUUACCGUUUGCUUAAACGCGCUCUCAAUCACUCUAUUUACAGUCACGUUAACGGCAAACGGCAAACGUGAAAUUGUACCACUUGACCAAGUUUUCCCUUAAUUUGUGCUUUACCGAGCAUUACUUCUACCCCAAAAUUAGUAGCUUCACGUUAUUUUCGUCUAUAACAACUGUUUUGGACUGAGCUGCACGUUUUCGAUUUUGAGAAAUUCUUAACUCAAUCUGACGUUUGCCGUAAACGUCACUCUAAUUCUCUUUGUUAUGUUUUCGCGCGAAAGCUCACCUGGUUUUUCAUUUGUGUUUAAAUAAUAAGCUCACUAACCGGAACUCUUGAUCUCUGGGUAAACAUUCGUUAAUUGGCAUUGUACCAGUUGCCUCAAUUACAAUCUUUCCCAAAGGUUUUAGAACUUACACAAGCAGCAGAUUAGUCAACCCAAAAACUUUCCUUUAGAUGGGGUCGUUGAUGGAAGGAGUUCCUUACCAGAUAAUAUUCCUUUCUUAGGCCGAUUCUUCUUAAGACAACUGGAGCUAACACCUUAGUUUGGCUUGACAAAUGAGUAAGAAAUGGGAAAACAAGAAGUAACUAACAGGCUUUGAAUUCCCGGUGGGGGGAACUCCCUAUGAUGGCCUAUACGGGGAGGCUCCGCCCGAAAGGGGUACCUUUUUCAGUCUUCAGGUUUAUGAAAGGGUACCGUAGGGAUUUCACAAGUUGAAGUAUAUGAAAGGGUAGGGAAAUUUGUUAUUUGGGUCUGUGAGAAGGCCCAGAAGGGCUAACAGAUGAAUUUUAUGGCUUUAAAAAGUCGAGAAAGCGUUCUAUUUUUGUGAAGUUAAAAGGGAUGCAUAGUUCUAAACAAGGUAUGUGAAAGGGAACCAUUUGUCGAUAGAAGGUAUACGGGAAUUGUACCUUUUUCGUGAAAAAUGGUUUAUAAAAGGGUAAGGGGCUGGACCUCGGGGAAGAGCCUCCCCGUAUAAACAGUUGUUGAAUACCCACCGGGUAACUAACUGGCUUUGAAUGUCCCUUCGGUGGGGCAGAUAAAACUAAUCUUCUGUUUAUGUUACACAACUGGACUAGACAAAUCACAUCAGGGUAAUAGCUUAAUGUUUUGGUUUAACAAAGGGGGCUGAUCAAAGACAUAAUUAUUAUCGAUAAUGCUCUUAAAGGUAACCACCUGCAUGGAUCCCAUCAUGUUCCCAUGGUUACUAAAUUUACAAUGUGAAAUAAACAAGCAAACAUGGCGCAAUCGCAAGUGUGUCUAAGAUUAGAAGAAAGACAAAAAUGGCAAGAAUUUCACUUCUCACCAAAAAUUAUAAACAACUAACAGAAUUCAAAAUGUAUUUCACGUUUAUUGCUCAGCUGCAAGUGGUAUCAGACUGCAAAAUGGAAUUGUCCGGAAAAAAUUAAAUGCACUUUUAUCUAUUUUGUUUUUUUUUUAAUUCUACUUUGCUGUAAGCCCAAUAUAGUAAGCGAAACGUGCGUUGUUAACGCUGUGAAAAACGUUUUCAUUUUUUCUCGUACUACGUCGGCCAUCUUUAAAUAUUACGCAUUUGUCGAUUUCAAGCUAACCUGUAAUCAAAAACAAGCAAACAUGGCGCAAUUUCAAGUGCGUCUAAAAUUAGAAGAAAGACAAAAAUGGCAAGAAUUUCACUUCUCACCAAAAAUUAUAAACAAUUAACAGAAUUCAAAAUGUAUUUCACGCUUAUUGCUCAGCUGUAAGUGGUAUCAGACUGCAAAAUGGAAUUGCUUUGGGGAAGCCUGCGCACAGCAGAUGUAUUUCCGGUCGUCACUUCUCUCCCUCCAAAAAAUACUGGAGAGAGCGACGACUGGAAAUACGUCUGCUGUUCGCAGGCUAAAAGCUGGAUCGAAGCAGACCAAUUUCGAUAUAUUUAAAUUCAUACGUGGCUCCAAGGAUCGGGGGAAUAAAGCAAAGAAAUGUGUUAUUCAUUGCUGAGCCUCAAGAUGACUUCAUUUUUUAUGCCUCGGAGCCUCGAAGCUAAAAGCAUACUUUAAAAUACAUCAAAAUUGAUUCGUCCCUCGAAACAGUCCCAUAGUGUACUUCGAGACAACAACGACCCUUUAUCUCCGCAACCUCAAAAUAGAGCGUUUUCGCAUGUCGUCACGGCGGCCAUGUUAGUGUCCCAAAACAGUGAAACGGCGGUCAUGUUAGUGUCCCAAACCAAUCCUGUGCGAGUUGAAAACAUUUCUUAUGCAAACGCUUUUCUUGUUCCUAUAAAUUUCCAUAGAUGCUGGUCACGUGAUUGAAAACCUUCUAUCGCCAAUAAUAAUAAUAUAAGUUCCACUUUUAUGAGGCGUGCUAUUAAAUAAUUCCCCGGUGGAUCAAUAGAGCUUUUGUGUAAUGUUUAGUACCGAACUGGAGUGUUUAUCACGUUUAAAGCAUAAGUUGUAGCCUGGCAGCUGGGCAAUUAUAUAAACUGGAAACAGUGAGCCUCUUAAACUUAACUUUUCCGUUAAUCUGGUCGUUCGCCUUAAAAUCCCAAGGUUUGGGAUUAUUUUGGCUAAGAAAUUAAAAGGAGAACCGAAACUUUUUUCAAUCAGACAUUGAGACGAUCAUAAAGCAUCUUUUUCUUCUCUCGUCAUUCGUGAAUUGUUGGACGUUUACGAGCUUUUUCUUACUAACUACUGGCGAAUCGCCUGCACUUUCUUGCAAGACAAUUUUUCAUUACAUAAAUUUCCUUUAAAUGACUUUUCGCUCUCUUUUCAUUUUUUAUGUAUUUUUAAAUGAAGGUACAUCAAACCAAUAUCCAAAAGCGUCUUUCCUUUUGAAAAUUGUCAACACCAUAAUGCACUAAUAUUGUCCGGAAAAAAUUAAAAGCACUUUUAUCUAUUUUUUUUUUUUUUUUUUUAAUUUUUUUUUUUUUUUUUUUUUUUUUAAUUCUACUUUGCUGUAAGCCCAAUAUAGUAAGCGAAACGUGCGUAGUUAACGCUGUGAAAAACGUUUUCAUUUUUUCUAGUACUAUGGCGGCCAUCUUUAAAUAUUACACAUUUGUCGAUUUCAAGCUAACCUGUAAUCAAAACUGAUUUUUUUUCCAUUUAUUUUACGAAACAAGCUGUUAAUUCAUUAUGGUUCAGUUUACAUGUUCAUAGCCUGUUGCUGGACAUUUGUUGACAUAGAUAUUAUAUCCGCAAAUAGCCAGACCAGGUGUAAGUCGUUUGUUAACGCAUUGUCCAUGAAAGAAAAAGCUUUUAUUGAAUGUUACGCUUUCAAAUGCAAGCGAUGCCGUGUUUGUUUUUCAAAAAACUUAAUGGUUUCUCAUUGUUUUGGCGCAGCAACACAUAUCCUUUCUAUUCUUGUAUCGGCCGAAGCUUUUUUUCGGAUAAUGAGGAUAUCAAAUGGUUGUUUUGCUAAUUUAUACUGCAAAUUUAGAAUACUUACUUUCUUAAAGCAUAAUUCCGGUUGUCUCGGAUUUUUUCCAUUUUCCAUGGGUCUAAAUGAAGUAAAAAUGAACUGUCAAAAUCCUUCUUUUGAAGGGAAAAUGUUUCAAACGGAAAAAUUUAUGUUUUUCAAUAGGAGCCCAGUGUCAUUUACUGGAAUUAUUUUUGGAAAAAAAGGGUGUGGGGUUUUAACAGAUGUUGCCUAAAAGCUGUGGGUUUUUUUUAUUAAAGUAAUUUCAAUUUUUAUUAUGGGACUCAGCUCAGCCCCGCGACUUACUAUUGUGAUUUGUUAUUGUGAGUUUUAUUUUUGGAAUUCUGGAUAGUGAAGUGAAAAGCGAAGCGGAUUUGAAACAUAUCCUGAUCUCCUGAUCUGAUAAAGAACGUUAAGCAACAAGUGACAGUAACCAAAAUACGGAUUUCUUGCCAGUUAUACCCGGUUCAAACGUGGCAUUUCACAUGUGCCGAAUUUAACGCUACAUGAGGAAAAUAUAUUGUUCAUUCUCACUCUCAUUCAUUUUCAUGCAUAUGCAUUAGAUUCGGCACAUCUGAAAUGCAAACUUUGAACCGGGCCUAGCUACUACUCAUUGAAACCGAGCGUUACAAAAGACUGUGCCCCUUUCGUGAGUCAUCCGAAAUCAGUGUAGCCUGUAUAACAGAUGUUACUUUUUCGCGUUUUUCAGGCAAGCGAAGGCAAUCGCCAAGCAAGCGAGGAGCGCCAGACACGCGCGAUGGGAAGAGCUCCUUCCCCUUCCCGCGGGUCUGUUAUGCAGGCUAAAAUCGGUGAUGUUUUUCAUCAAUUGUGGAAAUGUUAUCACUCUACUUUUUCUCGUCUAAGGGGUAUCUCCUCUGAGAGCCUUUAUUCGGUAAACAAUAAUUUCAUGAAUAUGUCCUACAAGCCAAUAUCUUUACAUCUCUUGACCAUGAACGGUGAAAAGAUUAUUAAUCUAAGCGCCCCUUCUAUUGAAAAUAUUCUGAAUUGUUAUAAAUUUGAACUUCAGCAUUCGUUAACACGAGUUACUCAGAAGCCGUACAUAUCCUUUAAGUUUUCUGUGUUUUUGCUUCUUUUCAAAUGUACCAAGAAGGCGGGCAACUUUCACCAGGCCCUAAAUAGCCUGUGCCAGACGGGCGAACGAACGAAAAACGGCGGGACUAGAGAAAAGGGGAGAACCUGUAAGCAUCUUUCUAAAUACCUCAGUCCGCCCACUUCCAGAAAAACCGUUUGUCGUGUCAAAAUCGCAAUUGUCAAAAUUUGUGUGUAGGAGGGUUUCGUACGCUCGCCGUGCUUGUUAGACUCUGCGCUUACGAAGCCAAGUGAUUGACGUAAGUGUUUACUUAAACUGUCAAAAUUGAUUAAUCAUAGGGUGUACCAGAAGCUGGUAUACCAGAAUGAAGUAUUGAAAACAAUGCUUACAGACCCCACUUCCCCGUCUCCACCCAGCCCCCGCGCGACUUUGGCGCAACUUUUCUCGAUCCGUUUUUCCUACAAUCUUUGAGCCUGGAACAGGCUACGCCUUUAGUAUAUUUUGAUGCUCAUCCCCACGUUAAACUCGCUACAUUUGCCAACGUGGCCGCCCUUAAGUGCUAACGAUCUUGCGUAAAAAUAGACGACUGUGAGACUACAAUUUUAUUCAUUUAUUAAUCGCCGGGACGAUUAAAUGGAAGCCAGGCUUUCAAAAGCCCGUUUAUAAGGAGUACAGCAUAACAAACAUUACCGCUGCUGAGAUCACGGACAGGACCACGGAAAAAUACUUUACUGCAAUAGUCACACAAAUAACAGAACUUUAUGACUUCAUAUUUGAAGUUCACAGUGAGAAUCGAACAUGUUAAUAAAGUUUUUCUUUUCUUUGUCUGUUUUAGGGCGCCAGCCGAAGGAUAACCCUUCAUUCUUUUGCGAUUUACUGAUUGAUGUUGCACAGUACUUCCAUUCGACAAGUUUGCGCAAGUCUCGACAGCUAUCCCCUGAUAACGCUUCAUUUUCGUUGGACGAAUAUGAGGUCACGUGGCUGUGUUUUCACGCCUUUCACACAUGCUUGCAGAGAAAGCAGUCCAGGAAUAGGGAACUCUUGAGGUUUCUCAAAAUGGGAUUGUCGCGUCUUUGGAGAGGCAACCAGGAACUGAAGAAGGUCACAGCCAUCUCGGAACACGGAGUGUUUAAAAACAUUCGUUGA